This is a messenger RNA of Anastrepha obliqua, 779 nucleotides long. RefSeq lists its product as uncharacterized. Lineage: Eukaryota; Metazoa; Arthropoda; Insecta; Diptera; Tephritidae. The record is from RefSeq and is a predicted model, not a curated record. Bases 244 to 723 code for a protein of 159 amino acids. The transcript has 4 exons.
GUUUGCUCUUUAACCCCGCAACACAAAAACAAAGUCGUCUGUAGCGCGUAAUAAAGUUAGGAUAGAAUGAAAUUGGCAAUACAACAACAGCAGCAAUGGGCGAAACAAUCACGUCAGUAAUAACUUAACUGGUUUGCUUCCCAUCGCCGUGGAAUUGAAAAGGUUGGCAGAAUUUUGAGUGGGUGUAAUGUUAGUUGGAAUUUUUUGGCGGUACCAAACACAACUCCCGCAUAAACACACAAAAUGGGUGUAAAUUCGAUGGUUUUCGCUUGUGUACUGUUUUUAUUGUUCAAUUUUUAUGCCAUAAAUGUCAAUUGCCUCUGCUUGGCCACAGUGCCGCCAACCUGUUUAACAGAUUUGGAAGACGAAGAUGCCAAAGAAAUUCUCGAUUAUGUGCUGAGUAAAUACGAAGAAGUUGAUAUGAAAAUCCCCGGCGAGCCAUUGGCCGUCCAUGGCAAACGUAUAUCGCACAGAGGCACUGAAGAAUUCCACAUCGGUUUUCAUUAUGUAGACAACACUCCAGGGGAUGUAAUACAGAAUUGCGUUUUUGUUAUUGUACACACACCAAACGCAUGCGAGACUAUAAGUACGGUGUGCAACACAUUUUUAUCCGCCACACCACGCCCACUUCUGGAACGCGAAGUCCUAACGGUUUGCGAAGAUGGGGAAGAGCAAACAAGACCACGAGAAGAGACGGAAACAGAAGCGGCUCAAAAACGAUGAAAAGUGAAAGAAUAAUUUGAAAUAAAAUUUGAGCCGAACUGGGCUACAAACAACUA